CGUAAAAGAAAUUAUCGUUCAUUGGCCGAAAAGCAUAUUAAAGUGUUGAGUUUUUAUUUUACAGCUAGGAUAAGAAAUAAAUUAAUGCGCGUAUUUAAUGUGCAGCAGGAGACAACAAACACGUAAAUAUAACACAAAAUACAGGCAACAACGACAGCUGAAGCUACGGCCGUGUAAGACAUGUUGACGCACAAAACUUGCCAGGCACGAAAAAAAAUGCAGGUUUCCUUUGUCAUACGAGACGCGGAAGAAAAACAGCAUAGGAAUGGCGUUAAUGCUCUGCAACUGGAUAGCAACAAUGGCAAACUAUAUUCGGCUGGACGAGAUGCGAUAAUACGUGUCUGGAAUACACGCACCGAAUCCAACGAGAAAUAUAUACAAUCAAUGGAGCAUCACAACGAUUGGGUCAACGAUAUUGUGCUCUGCUGUAAUGGCAGAAAUUUGAUCAGUGCCAGCUGUGAUACAACUGUUAAGGUAUGGAAUGCACACAAGGGCUUUUGUAUGUCCACCUUGCGUACGCACCGAGACUACGUGCAGGCAUUAGCCUAUGCCAAGGAUCGAGAGCAGGUGGCCAGUGCUGGUUUGGAUAAGGCCAUAUUUUUAUGGGAUGUGAAUACAUUAACUGCUUUAACUGCCAGCAACAAUACCGUUACAACCUCUAGUCUAACAGGCUCGAAGGACUCCAUCUACAGCCUGGCCAUGAAUCCCUCCGGCACGGUCAUUGUCAGCGGCUCCACCGAGAACAUAUUAAGAAUCUGGGAUCCACGAACCUGCAUGCGCAGCAUGAAGCUACGCGGUCAUACUGAGAACGUGCGCUGCUUGGUUGUAUCGCCCGAUGGCAAUCAAGUGGUCUCUGGUAGCUCCGAUGGUACCAUCAAAGUAUGGAACUUGGGCCAACAGCGCUGCAUACAGACGAUUCAUGUGCAUAAGGAAGGCGUUUGGUCGCUGCUAAUGAGCGAGAAUUUCCAAUAUAUUAUCUCGGGAAGCAGGGAUCGAAAUAUCAUUGUGACGGAAAUGCGUAAUCCCAGCAAUAAGAUGCUCGUGUGCGAGGAGAAGGCGCCCGUGCUCAGUCUUGGAUAUAAUAUAGACAAAACUGGCGUGUGGGCAACCACCUGGAAUUCUGAUAUACGCUGCUGGAAGCUGCCCAUGUAUGAUCGUUGUGUGCUCAGCUCUGGCGGCAUGGAUGCCCAGUGGACGCUAGGUGGCACGGAAUUGGCCUGCAUUAAGGGCGGAGCUGCUAUUAAGGAGUGUACUGUACUGAAUGACAAGCGCCAUAUCAUAACAAAAGACUCACAGGAUCAGGUCGUGGUCUAUGAUGUAUUGCGUGUUAUCAAAAAAGAGGAACUGGGUGUGGUUGACUACGAGGAGGAGGUAAAGAAGCGGAACAAACAAGUCUACAUUCCAAAUUGGUUUACGGUUGACCUUAAAACUGGCAUGCCUACGAUAGUUUUAGGUCAGGAGGAGGUGGAUUGCUUUGCUGCCUGGGUAUCCAUAGAGGCAGGAUUGCCUGAAUGUGAUGAUCCAACAACUGAGAUAAAGAUAAAUUAUGGAAAAUUACUUUUGGAAGCCUUGCUCGAGUACUGGACGCCACCACAUAGUAUGCCGCCCAAUGAAAUGGAGCCCGACGUACGAGGCAAUGGCUAUUUUCAAGUGCCCAAACACACUCCUGUCAUAUUUAGUGAGGUUGGCGGCCGCACAGUGUGUCGCCUGUUGGUGCGAGAUGCAGCUGGCGAUAGUGAGAGCACGCUGCUGCAUGAGACGGCGCCACAAUGGGUGACAGACGUUGUGAUCGAAAGGAAUAUACCCAAGUUCCUUAAAAUACCCUUCUUCCUGCAGCCACAUCCACAAAUGACCAAACCAGAGCGUACCAAAAAGGAUCGUCUGGUGGCCAAUGAGUUUAUACAAUGCCGCAAGGUGUGCGAGCAUGUGCUUGAAAAGGUGCUCAAUGCGGAAACAACGCCCAGCGCUGGCAAUGCAAAUAAUUCUUUACAAAAUAGUCAAAGCGAUGCCAAUUCUGAAGGCUCACAGCUGCCAGCAGAGGAACGCAUUGAGCUGUGGUGUAACGAUGUGAUCGUUGAUCCGAAUAUGGAUUUGCGAACUGUGCGUCAUUUUAUUUGGAAGCAAUCGACUGAUUUAACAUUUCAAUAUAAAACCAAGCAAAACUUUAACUUUGAUGGUUCAAUCGGUGAUAGCCUGGAGCGUGUGACUCGCAAAUAUUGAGCUACAAAUUUCAGCUACCAGAGUUAUUGUGCUUUAACUAAAGGCGUUGCUUUCCACAGACGCGUGUGAUUUCUAACUUUCUAAUCUGUUUGUUAUUAAAUGGGCCAAAUUUGUCAAGUACGCCUGUUUUUAAUCUGAUGUGAAUUGGAUGAA
Drosophila navojoa is the source of this 2373-nucleotide messenger RNA. Its product is annotated as WD repeat-containing protein 48 homolog. The record is from RefSeq and is a predicted model, not a curated record. Gene Ontology annotation, biological process: double-strand break repair via homologous recombination. Gene Ontology annotation, molecular function: ubiquitin binding. Lineage: Eukaryota; Metazoa; Arthropoda; Insecta; Diptera; Drosophilidae.